Messenger RNA from Drosophila simulans, 296 nucleotides. RefSeq lists its product as uncharacterized. Bases 19 to 228 code for a protein of 69 amino acids. The transcript has a single exon. NCBI's taxonomy places the organism in Eukaryota, Metazoa, Arthropoda, Insecta, Diptera, Drosophilidae. The record is from RefSeq and is a predicted model, not a curated record.
UUGUAAACAUCAAAGAGAAUGGCAAAGAAAACAUGUCGCCGGCUGAGUCAAAGGGAUCAAGAGUUGCUUUGCGAAUUCGUGCGGAAAUCUUCUACGUGUGCGGCAUGCCAAGACCCGGAAUAUGUGCUCCGUGGAGUGCCCCCGGGUUGGGAUUUUCCGGGGUCACCACCCACUCCAUCGCCCUCAUCGAAACUGAUCCCGCAGGGGGGUGGGUUCAAGGUGAACUGACUGGCCUGGCCUGGAAACCAUUCUGCGUGCAGGUUACAUCGCCAGUCAGCAUAGAUAAUACAUUGAGA